AUGGUAAAUAAGAUAAAUAAAGAAGAUCCACAUUUAGAAGGUGUCAAAAAAGCUGAAAUACAGUUGGCAGCACAAACGCGUCUUUUAGAGCUGGUUUUCCUAAAUGCAACUGACUGUUCAGCUAGUAAUAUUUUUCAACAAUUUGAAGAAUGUCUAAAAACUAAAGGUAUUCCGAUUUCAAAUAUUAUCGGCAUGGCAUCAGACGGAGCAAAUGUAAUGUUUGGUGAAAAAAAUUCAUUUGUAUCUCGUCUUAAGUUCUGUAUACCAAAUUUAAUAUUUAUAAAAUGUAUAUGCCAUUCAUCGGCACUAGUUGCAAGCAAAGCAUGCAAAAUGUUGCCCCGAUCGGCCGAAGACCUUAUUCGAUCUGUGGCAACAUAUGUAUCCGGAAGUGCAAAACGUUCUGCCCAGUUGGUUGAGAUUCAAGAAUUUUUCGACGGACAUGAAAAAAAAAAAUGA
Molecule: messenger RNA, 456 nt
Organism: Macrosiphum euphorbiae (potato aphid)
Lineage: Eukaryota; Metazoa; Arthropoda; Insecta; Hemiptera; Aphididae
Source: the annotation of a GenBank genome assembly